AUGGAUAUGCAAGUACAAAUUCGUAAUGAUCAUCAAAUGGCCGUAGAUAAUUGGUUAGAACAAGUGCUUUUCUACAUUGGAGAUAUAUUUGAGAUCCGCAUAGUAUGGAAUCGCGAAACAGCUGUUUUCACUACUGUAAUGGCAGUAGCAGGCGGCAUAGUGGGAGGUUUAGCAGGCGGUCGGGUCGGCGCAGCUCUAGGUGCUGGCAUCGGAAGUGCUACUGGAUUAGGAGUCUCUACUGUGUUGACACUACGUGAAGCUUGGGCAAGAGUUAAAGAGAAAUUAAGGGAAGUGCUGUAUAUAAUUCUUAACUAUCUCCGACAGUUAGACCCAAUCGACUAUGUCAGAGCUUUUGAAGUUCUCAUGAACUGUGCUCAUAGCCGCAGAGAACUCGUUUUGACAAUCUUAGAUUUUAUCUUUGACAAACUUGGCAGGGAAGUACUAUCAAAUAUCAACAGGCAUGCUAUUGAAUGA
Molecule: messenger RNA, 474 nt
Organism: Arctia plantaginis
Lineage: Eukaryota; Metazoa; Arthropoda; Insecta; Lepidoptera; Erebidae
Source: the annotation of a GenBank genome assembly